Molecule: messenger RNA, 4391 nt
Organism: Hyalella azteca
Lineage: Eukaryota; Metazoa; Arthropoda; Malacostraca; Amphipoda; Hyalellidae
Product: acylamino-acid-releasing enzyme-like
Exons: 14
Coding region: 1-1725 (574 amino acids)
Biological process (GO): proteolysis
Molecular function (GO): serine-type endopeptidase activity
Source: RefSeq, a predicted model, not a curated record
AUGCAUGAUGAAAGGCAGCUCAUAGCGCGUCAUGGAUACAGCAGAGCUUGGCUGGUACAGAGCGACGCCAGCUUCAGCGCUGAGCAGAAGCCAGUGAAGUACAUGCUUGUACAGCGUCCUGACCUGCCUCCAUGUACUAUUGACCUCAGCAGUACUAAACUACACGGCAAAGUUUACUCUGACGGGGAGUUUGGGUGCCUGAAGUUCUCCCCAGAUGGGUCGCAUCUCGCCUUCGUCGCCGAGCAAUACCGACCGAAACCGAAAAGUUUUCUCGAUACUUCCGACGAUGCAGAAGGGCGCGGUGACCAGUUCCUCUCUCUCCCUGACUGGGGCGAGCAGCUCACAGGCAAGCACAAGAGCGUGGUGGUGGUGGUGCCCGUGGAUGGUGACGGGACUAAGGACAGUGAUCGUGUGAUGAUGACACCACCUGAAUGGUGUGCGGGCAUAGGCCAGCUGCAGUGGACGGGGCCCCAGGAGCUGGUGGCCGUGGCCUACGUGGACGCAAGUCCCCGACUUGGUCUGAUUUAUUGUCCCAUCAGGGAGGCUGUUUUGCUCCACGUGUCGCUCACUGAAAAAAAAUUCACGGAGUUGACCCCUCGAGGGGAGUGGGUCGGGUCCCCUCGCCUGGACCCCACAGGAGAGGCCCUCGUGUACCUCAGAGGCCCCGUGGGAGGCCCGCACGUCAGGGAGGCCCAACUUGUCUCGAGACCUUGGGGGCCUCAGCCUCUACUGGAUAUAGUACCUCCUGCAGUGGUUAUUGACUACCACCAAGAGGAGCAGGUGCUGCAGGACGGGAGUUUGUUCGCCGGGUUGACGGGCGCGUCUGUCGUCCCCGAGCGCUGCUUCCUUGCGCCACAUCAGCUCGUGUUCUCCACCACCGCGCGCUUUGCGACGCAAACUUACGUUGUAGACAUCAAGAGUAAGCUCGUGGAGGCGUUGAAGGCUCCCUUGACGGGCAGCGUGACGGCGCUGGACGUCGCGGAUGGACGGGUUCUCUUGGGCCACUCUACCCUCACCGUCUCUGCCUCCCUGCACCUGCUACCGAAAAUGUAUCCUUGUAUAUGUAUUCCGCUUGUCGAUGGCUGCCGCCUGGCUGAGGUGGCUGAGGACUGGCUGGACACAUGGCUGUUGGCUGACCCACCCAGCCAUCCUGACCCAGCGUACAACUCUGUCCCGGUCCCAGUCUUGUAUUGUGGGCCCACUCAGCCCACUGCCGGAGCCAAGCGGCCGCUGGUGAGUCUGCUGCACGGUGGGCCGCACUCAGCCUACACCAACAGCUUCUAUAUGUUGGUGGGGGCGCUGGUGGGCGCUGGGUACUCGGUGGUGAUGCCCAACUACCGCGGCUCGUUGGGUGUCGGAGCUGCGGGCAUCCAUAGUCUGCCUGGCUAUGUGGGUAGCCUGGAUACUGGCGACUGCCAUGCUGCUGUGCUCGAGUGUCUUAAGAGAUACAACUCAGUGCUGGACGAGCGCAACGUGUUUCUCUGUGGCGGGUCGCAUGGCGGCUUCCUGGUGACGUCUCUUGCUGGCCAGUAUCCCGAUUUUUAUUGCGCCGUGAGCACACGAAAUCCGGUUACGGACGUGGCAACCAUGGCCAGCAUUACGGAUAUCCCUGACUGUUUGCUCAGAGUGCACGUGUAUCCUGACUGCCAUCCUCUGAGAAAAGUGGAUGUUGAAGUCGACACUCUGAUCCACACCAUCAAUUGGUUUGAACAACACAAACGAUGAGAGAAGCAUGUGUUGUUUGCAUAUUGGCAGGUAGGACGGUUAUCGUCAUCGACGCGUUACUGGAAUUCAUUAGAAAAAUAUGCGGUGCGCCUGCUCGCUACCGUAUAUCUAAAACAUUAAGCUAAUAUGCUGGCAAGAAAAUUGAGACUUUACACCAAAAUUCAUUGGAAAUUCUCCUGUGAUUUAAUUAUCUUUGCUACAAGUGAUGCAUCUUAGUUAUAGUUAUUGGAUAUUAAAUUAUGGAUAUUUAAUUCAUUGGAAUUUCCCUUGUGGUGCAGGUGUAGAAAACGCCCUGAAAAACGGUGACCAAUCGUUGCUGAACCUUGUUUCCGAGUUCCCCUCUCUUUUGAUAUUUCCAAUGGCUAUAAUUCCAAGGGAGUUCGCGGGAUUGUUUUUCUGGACUUUUGCCGUUUCAAAGUGAGGCGCUACCAGGGCUACUGACAAACUUUCCGGAUGAGGGAAAUCUUUGAAUUUCUCUAAUUCAAUAGUUUCCGUGGUGAAAAGUUCCAUGUCUGUUUGUCGGCUACCAGUAAAGUGAGCUUCAGUGUCCAAUUGUAUGUUGGUGUCUUGUUCUGAUUCGAUCGAAACCGAAUUAGAUGAAGCGCUGCCACCGAUCGAAGAUCCAUUAGUUGCUUCCGCUGCUGCCUCAUCAUCUUCACUAAUUUGAACCUUUUCGUUUGGUGCUAUCAAUUCUUGUAGCCUCUCGAACGGAGUGCCAGUCAAAAGAUCAUGAUCUCUCUCAUUUUUCUGUUGGCUAUUUUCGUCAAAUUUGUAAGCUAUGACAGAACCAGCCAAACCUGGCCACGAGGCGGGUCUCUGUGUUGUCUUUUUAAAACCCUGAAUAGGAUUUUCGGCUAGGUUCUCUAUAAAUUUUUCGUCCUUUGUGUUCAGUUCGAGGAUUUCGCUUUGAGUUUCUUCAUGAUUUGCACUCUCAUGAUUUGAGAUGUUCACAACAUCCUCUGGAACCAGUUCGGAAUCAUUUCGUGAUAAAUUUAAUGAACGUUUAAAUUGUUCCCGGAACAGUUUGCCAAUGGUAACAGGUUCUGAUAAUUGGAUUUCUUUGCGAGAAUCAUUAGGUGACCCAUCAUGUUUGAAAGUUGUUAGAGAGACCGCUGUGCCUGCAUGAUUUUCAGCUCGCGCCCUUGCGACAGAUUGUCUGAUUGUUAGACGAUUCCUUUGCUGUAACUGCCCCUGUAAUUCUGGUUGUGGCUGUCGAGAGUUUAGAUUUCUUUUAAGUGAUGACUCCUCUUUCUCAGAUCCCUGCUGUGAAACUUCACUUUUUGUGUGAGGUAAUUUGUCCGUAGUGAAAGCGAAAAUUUCUUCAUCUACUUCCUCGUUCUUAAUAACUUGCCAAGAGUUGAUGACUUUGUCCAACAAAUUUCGAUCUGCUUGUAGUUCUGAAGGAGUUGUAUUUCUCGGGUCUUUGUCGGAAAUACUUUGCGUAGUACGAUUCUUUCGCUGUGCAUGUCUUCGUAAUUCACGUGCCAAUACAGACGGGGAUAAAGUUGAAGCUUCUGGCUCUGGAGUUACGUUUGCAAGAAUAUCAACUGUUCCGACGAUGUUGUCUGACAGUGAUGUGCUUUUUGGUACCAUUAACUUAUCCCUUUUACUAAUUUCGGGUGCCAAUUCUGCGAAACUUUUUUGAUUAUCCUCAUCAAAAGGCAAUGCAACUUUAUUGGCACGUCGCUGUUUUUGACUGCGUACUUCAACUUUUGAAUUGCGAACGUUUGUUUUCGGAAGCUUAGUAGUUGCCGUUCUUGAUUUUUGGACAUUUUCGUCCAGCACUGUUACACCAUUGAUAUUUCUCAUAGCCUUGGGUUUCUUUUCAUCAAUAACGAUGUUUCCGCCGUCGAUAUUCCGGAAAGUUAUUUUAGGUCGGAAGCCCGUGGUCUUAUUGACGGAAUACAGGACGGUCAUAAUACGGUUGUCGGGCAGCAGUACGUUAUAUUGCCCGUCUACCGUCUCCCCCGAGCGUCGCUCCUCCUGUCUGUAGCGCGCUCCCUCGCCCACCUCGAACGCGAAGUUGUACGCCUCGGAAUCCUGCCAGGACGAAAUGAGGGCAAAGUUAAGACAUAGCAAUAUUUUCUAUAACGAUCCGUAUUCAAUUUAACGUCCCAUAACAAUAUAUUUUAACAAUUUAAUAAUAGCUUUAAUAAUAACAAUUUAGGAAUAAUCUUGUGAAGAAAGAAAUUUGAGCUAUGGCUAUGGUGCAUAGAGAGUAGUGAUUGGUUACGGUCGAGAAAAGCUCAAUCUUGUAGCUAAAUAGCGUGAAAUGAUUUAUCUAAAACAUCUAAAACAUGUGAAAUUGUGAUAAUUUGAGACUGCGAAAUGAGAGUAAGUUUCUGUCUUUUAUCAUUAAGAAUGAAAAAUCGUGCGUAUAUGUGUUACCGGCAGGAAAAUUUAAAAAACAUUUCAUCUGUAUGGAAUUUAUUUCUCACAUGCCAAAACAUACUGAAUCUCAAAUUUGCUUGUUGUUCUUAUAUGACUAUAAAGUUUUCACGCUUAACAUAUGGUUUCGACUUGAAAUGGAAAUAAAAGUAUUACAUUUUUAGUAUUAAUUUGUAUUAAUUAAUUAAUUUUCGUCUCUUGUUACUCUAGAAGGUAUUUUUUGUAUGUUGAACAUUAUUCUGAAUAAAUGAAGCCAUUCAAAGCUCACCGUUUCUGGA